Molecule: messenger RNA, 5091 nt
Organism: Theileria orientalis strain Shintoku
Lineage: Eukaryota; Apicomplexa; Aconoidasida; Piroplasmida; Theileriidae
Exons: 7
Coding region: 1-5091 (1696 amino acids)
Biological process (GO): mRNA export from nucleus; mRNA processing
Cellular component (GO): THO complex part of transcription export complex
Molecular function (GO): mRNA binding
Source: RefSeq, a predicted model, not a curated record
AUGGAUAAAAGUAAAACGAGGCCAAAAAGAAAGGCACCCGAAGACUAUGAAAGAGGAAUCACUAAGAGAACGAGGCAAAUAGCCACCAGUGUGACUAGCAGACCAGCAAGUUCAGUGGCUACUAGAUACGCGCACAAGGAAGGUUCCGGCACGAAGGCAGCCGAGGCCAGUAAGGAAGGUGGCGAUAGCGGUACACAGAGGUCGUUUGACAAAGCUAGACACACUUCCACUGCACCUAGCGUCAGCAGGAGAGGAUCUAGCGCCGGAAGAGAUGCAGAUAGGUCGGAAAGCAAAAGUGGAGGUCGAGAAAAGGAGGCUGGCUCCAGCGGAACGGCCGCCACCAGAGCACAGAGUAGACCCGAGAGGUCGGAGAAACAAAGAGUGGAUGUCAGCAGGCUGGACAGUAAGAUCAUGGAACUGGUGGGCAGCACCGACGCAGAUUUGUUCAAGCUGGUGUAUAAUAUUUCAGUUGGCGCCGUGGACCCUGGUAAGUGCGUAGACGUAAUCAGGUUCUACGGCUUGGGGCACGGAAUGCUGAUAUUUAAGCUGUUGGACCUGGUCUCAUUUUUCCUGGACGUCUCGAUGAAGAAGACCAAUCUGCUUUAUUUCCUGCAGGCACUGGAGUCCCUGGGGGUUAACAAGGAAAUUAUAUCGACCAUUGACGCGAACAAGUUGGACAACUGCAACUACUCGGAGGGGUUGGUGAAGAUACAUAUAAGGGAGAGGACGAGGAACAACUACGUCCUGAAGGUGUUUAACCUCUACAGAGAGUGCCCCAAGGGCUUCAUGGCGCUCAUCACAUAUUUUUCAAGUCUGAGUAGGCGCAAAGUUAAUAAAGGAGUGGAGGAAGCAGGAGCUGAUGGCACUGACGUAGACACGGUGUGUGAUACCAUAAAAAGGAUAACGGGGAUGUAUAAGCUGUGCCCGCUGCGAGUGCUGUAUGAAGUGCUUAACUGGCUGGCGAUGGGAUACUUUAACGAGAAAUUCGUGCUUGGGCUCCUGAGCAUGUACAACGAGAAGCAGGUGCGCUUUUGCGUGCUGUUUUACCUGCAGGUUAACAGCGGAGGCGGAGAUAAGGCCAACGUGGGAGGUGCCGGCGCUGAGGACGUGAAAGAAAGUGCCCGGAAGGAGAGUAAGGCGGAUGGCGGUGAAGCUGGCCUCAGUAACCAGGGAGAGAGCGAGGCGACUGUUAAAGCCAGUAGUGCGGAAGGCGGAAUCAACACCACGUGCUCAGGAAUCUACUAUUUGAUAGCGCUGCUGGUCACGACAAACUACUUGAGGCUGGAGGACGUCUACAAGUACCUGAGUCCCCCAGAUGAACUGAUUGUGCAGCUGUCGAGGCAUUUUAUGAGCGUCGUCAGAUCGAGUUCAGUAGGCACCACUGCCAGGGCGGACAACCCAGUGCUGGUGGACCUUCUGAAAUCGGCCUCAUUCUACACCAUUUGCAGCGAAUACUUGAACGCCUGCAAGCAGAAUUCCAGUAAGGCGAAGAGAGUUGACCGCAUGCUGGAAAUAUUUAGUGAUCCGAAGUACAGUGGGUUCCCCGCGAGGGACGCGAACGGGCUGUUGACCAUGAGCAGCUACAGGCUUCUGAAAAACUGCGUCUACGCCUGCAACUUCCCAAAGGUGGCGCUUCUGAGUAACAUUUUGGGGCUGUGCGACGACUUCACGGGUGGAAACUGGAGCCAGUGCUACGCGUUAAUAGUGCACCUGUGCAAGCUCGGCUACUGCGCCUUUUUCAACACGAGCAUCGUGCACAGGUUCAACGGGAUACUGACGAAGGUCCUGGCAAGCUCAUCGUUUUCGACGGCAACAAAAAACUAUAGCGCCGCCACGAAGGUGGACGUGGCGAAGGAGUGGGUGAUACUGAAGAAACUUGAAUUUUAUUUCGGAUUCGUAGGGUUCAGAGCAUGCGAAGACACGGUGCUCUUCAACAGAGUGCUGAGGUACCUGUACAACCUGCUGCUGCAGCUAGAAGCGAGUCCGCAGAAGUUGACGAAGAGUGCUGUCAAGGGGCAAAAAGGCACAGCAGAUGCGGCGGCCAGUGGCAGUCGUAAACUGAAGCUGAAGGUGACGAAAAUAAUAUACAAGUACCUGCUGUUCAACGUCAUGAACUGCUGCGAAGGAAACUUCCAGGUCUCCGACAAGAUAUGGAAUAUCCUGAAACUGUUCACGACGCUGGAGAGGUACCAGAUAUACGCAAAGAGUUGCCACUUCCUGACGAAGUAUAAGCUGGAGGCGGAAGCGCAGUCGGUGUUGAAUGAGGAUAGUGGCACUGCCAACGGCAGCGACGGUGCCGUUGGCAGUGACAUGAGAACGACGUACUACGUGAACCAGUUGUACUUCGUGAGGAGGACGCACCAGAUCUACAGCCAUAAGCUGAAGAACAUCUUCAAGAAGAUCACAGGGGAGCUGCUGAAGUCGGUCAAGAGCCCGACGAUACGCUCCAUCGUGUCGAUAAUCACGGCGAUCAGCGCAAUUAACCCGUUCUCAGUGGGCACGCUGAUCAUCAAGCAGUCGGAGAUGUUCAACAACCUGCUCCUGCCGCUGUGUGAGCUGACGAAGUACUUCCAGGCCUACACGAUCGACGUAUUCAUCUACCAGCUCACAGUGAACCUGCUGGGGCUGAUAGGAGCAGGCUCAGGAGGAAAGGAAGGAACGGCCGGAGGCAGUGGCAGGGGCAUUGCCAGCGUAAGCGUGGGUGGCGGAGGAAUUCGAAAAAACAGAGGAGAAAAGCUGAGUCUGAGCAGCAUGAGGUUGGACUGCAACAACCUGAUGAAGGAGGACGACAACAAUAAAGUCAACGUUAACAGCAUCAUCCUGUGUAAAAUAUUUAAGCGCCACAACGAAUGCGAUAUCGCACCACUUAUUACAGUCCUGGCGCUGCUGCUCAACUACGCGCUGUCCAAUAAGCUGGACCUAAGGCACUCAGGGUCAGGAGACCUCUCGAGGCCCAAAAAGGCAACCGGCACGGCUGCGGCGGUUAAGCAGGUGGACAUACAGCUGGACUCGAGCAACUACUACGACCUCGUGUUCAGGAUCUACAAGGUGCUCGACUACCUGGUAAACCUCUUCGAGCUCAUGAACGGAAUCAUAAUCAUCGACAUGAAUAAAAUGACCAACGACCAGCUGCUGAGCCAGUGCGGAAGCUUCUCGCUGAAAACGGAAAGCCAGCUUAUGAACCUCGACGAAGAAGUGACCCUGAGUAACAAGAAGGUGUUCAAGAUCGUCUCGAGGCCAUUCUUCCUGCACUCGCUGAUGCUGAUCCUGGGCAGGCUGCUGAACGAGCUGGUCUACGACAGCGACUUCGGGAACCACAAGCUCCUCGUGGAGGUCGUGAACAAGUACCACAGCGUGGUCAUGCUGCUGGUGGAGUUCCUGUCGACGAGCACAAACGAGGCCACGGGGAACAACGGCAUCAGCAGAGUCUUCCUCUGCGCCCUGAGCAAGUACUACGCAGGCAACUACAUAGACUUCUUCAGGCAGUAUCUGUUCGGAGGGGUUAGCGCCACCGGCAAUGCUUUGGCCAGUGCGACUGCAGGCGCGGCGACCGGCGGCGAGGAGGAGAGCGUGCUCGACGAAAAGUUCGUGGCCUACGUAAACACGCUGAACAUAUACGACAUAUUCGUGCCAGUGGAGCAGUACGACCACUACAUAAACAAGCUCCUGAGCCACUACAAUCAGCUGGCACCGAGCACGCGCAGCGCAAACGGGACACUGAUGCGGAGGCUGAAGAGGAUCAAGAACAGAAUCACGACGCUGACAGUGGACAAGCAGGCGCACCAGGCGCACAGCAGCGUCGUGCUGGAGCGCCUGAAGGAGAUGCUGCAGAGAUUCGUGAAGAACGAGCAGAAGGUGGGCCCGCACGUCACAGUCGCCUUCAUAGCCAAGGUGGUCUACCCGCGCGUCUUCAUCUCGGUGCUCAACUCGAUGUUCUGCUGCAAGCUGGUGGACCUGAUGGUGCUCUACCGAGUUAACUACUUCAACUACUUCGACUUCGUCAACUGCUACUGCAAGCUGCUGGUGCCGCUGAUCAACUACUCGACGGAGGCGGAGGUCAUCAACUUUAGCGUCUUCUUCAACUACUCAUUCAACAUGAUUAAAAGCUGGAUAAACAGCAGGGAGGCCUUCGAGAGCGUGGUCAGAGGAAACCCCUGCUUCUGUCUGACCUUCAGGUUUAACCCGGAGAAGCAGUUCAAGUACGAGCAGCUGCUGCAGGUGCUGAAGAAGUGGGAGUACCUGAUUCUGGUCUCGCUGUUCUCGUGUUACACCGUCGGCGGCCCUGAGAGCAGGGCCAACAGCAGGGGCGCCGGGCCGACCGGUGGCGACCUGGGCGAGGGCGCCAAUGACGAGGCCUCGGAGAGGGGCGACCUGGAUCUUGAGAGUGUCGGCAACGUUGGCAGUGAGGGUGGCGAGUACAAAGAGGGUAACGAGGGUACUGGUGGCACCCAGUACAAGGAGAGUAGUGGUGGUACCCAGUAUAAGGAGGGUAUUGUUGGCACCGAGGGCUGUAACCCAAAGAAUAGUGGAGAAAAGGCCAGUAACCCAAAGAAUAGUGGAGAAAAGGCCAGUAACCCGAAGACUAAUGAGCAAAAGGAUAGUAAAUCGCCAAUUGACGACGAAAUGACGGGGGGAAACAGCAUUGAGAGCAUUACCACCAACAACGAUAACGCCAGUGACCAGGAUCCGUCCGCUGCCACGCCCGAUAGCAAAGGCGGAGGCAGGGCAGAGGGCUCUGACCCGGUUGGCGGCGUUGCGGAAGGGAACGGCACGCACACGUCGGGCAACGAAGACAGCACCUUAAGCCCAGUCAACGCCGCCAGCGGCAUUGCAGAUGGAGCCGGCGCGGCGGAGCCAGUGGGACGCCUGAGCAGUUGGAUAGAGAUAAAAAACGUCGUAAUAUUCCUAAACAAGGUCUCAGCUAACUUCCCGGUCACACACAACUCGAGCGCCAAGGUGGUCAACUUUUUGAAGAGCGUGCUGAAGGUUUCCAAGAGGGAAAACUGGCAGGACGUGACGGUGUCAGCCAACACGCUGAUAAAGACGAUGCAGAUGUACCAGAAUCAGAACAAGUACAUAACGUUGGCGUAA